CAUUUGAUCUGUGUUCUUUGAGUUCUCACAUUACACAAUACCUUUCUCUCUCUCUCUCUUUGGUUCUCAGAUGGAUCAGAUGGAGGGGACUGACAGUCCUCGCUUCAGGAAGCUCCAUUUCCCUGUGGGUCUGUGGAUCAACUCUCCCAGGAAACACUUUGCCAAGCUGGGGGGCCGCUGGCCCAGCGCCGUCUCUGUCAAGUCCACCACCAGCUCUGAUGCAGCGUCCCUCCACGAGGCCCCCUCUGCCCCUUCCUCGUCCCUCUCCAUCUCCACCCCCUCCCUCGCUCCCCCAUCCCCCUCYCCCUCUCCGGCCUUCCUCCGGCCCCGUCCAGCCGGGCCCCAGUCCCGCACCAAGCGUCUUUCCCACCUCUUCCUGAGGGGGCGCUCCAACAGUGAUCGAGACAAGGCCAUAGGAGAGAAGGAGAGGGAGGUGUGGGCCCACUCUGCUGCCCCUUCCUCCCACCACUACCUGCCCCCUGCCUCCUCCACAGCCCCAGGCCUCAUCAAGAUCUAUGGGGAUGCUCUGUCUAGUGGGGCUAACUACCGCUCUUUACUGGCCACCUCCCACUCUACAGCCAAACAGCUCAUCGCCCAGGUCAUCACCCGCUAUACGGAGAGAGAGAGGGAGGAGACGGRCGAUGCAGCCCURCAGAAACACAGCCCGGAAGACUUCCUGUUGUGUGAUGUCAUUGGAAAGCCCAUCCAGCAACCRGAUGGAGCCGUCCAAUGGGAGACAGAGUGUCGUAGGGGCGUGGCAGAAUGGGAAUGCCCRCUGCUAUUGGUGGACAUGUGGCGGCCCAAGGAUGGGUUUGAACGCCGCUUUGAGAUCCAGAGACGGGACGACUACGAAAAAGAGGAGAGGGAGAAAGAGAAGGAGCGAGAGAGGGAAGGAGAGAACCACACAGGUGUACGUUGGAGGCGGAGCCGCAUACAGUCGGGGGGCGGGGCUGAGGARGGCGAGCGAGGUCAUCGAGGACGGAACUCGGAMCUCAGGAGGAGCAUCAGCGACAUGAACCUCAGCCUGAGGCGUCGCCAAGGAAACCAYGUYGGCAAUGACCCCCGUCGCUCCGGAAACCACCCUAACAACAGUGCAGGACUCCAGGACAGGAAGAACAUUGUGAGCAUGAUAGCUCCAUUGGAGCACGGAGAGAUGAUGAGGUCAAAGGUCAGAGACGAGGUGGAGCGGAGGAACAAAGCAGACAAGGCAGUAGAGGAGGAGAAAGACUACUCAGCCUGCGACCUGGAAGUGAUGUCACAGAGCCUGAUCCUCCCGCCCACGGACCGACCCUACUUCCUGUUGCUGCAGGGCUACGACCAGAGCAAGGACUUUGUUUUGUACAUCAUGGCAGGGCACACACACGUGUUUGGGCGGAAGCCAACGAUGAGGGAGAGAGAGAAGGACAGAGAAAGGGAGAGGAAGGGGAAGAGGCCUCUGAAGGUGGAAACGUUCCUCUCUGCUCCAGACAUGCUGGCCAGGCACCUGUUGGUCAGGAGAGACUCAGCCGUACCCGACGCUCCCUCUGGGCAAGCUCUGAUGCGUCCCUUCAGAGGAGGAGUUGUCACACACAACGGAGAAGCUCUCUACCGGGAGGCGGUGCUUAAACCUGGGGACGUGAUUGGCAUAGGAGGUCAUUUUCUCUUCCUGUAUCGUGACCCCCGCGUGACCCCGGCCCCUCCGCUGGUAUUGGUGCUGCCUUGGCAAGCCGACGUUCCCUCCACCUGCUGCCUCUCGGGAUUGGUGGACAGACAGGAAGCGUUGAGGCAGUACCUGGGGUCCACUGAGGCUCUGCUGCGGUUCCAGCCCCGCCACACUGACGCUCUACUACAGGAGAUAAUCUCUAAGAACUCCUCUCCAGACUCAGAGGGCGGGCCUUUAGCCCCAGCCUUUCUCCUGUCAAUCAUGAUUGACCACGCCUCCAAACACCUGGAUCCCGYCCUCACRCCUMAGUUGCUGCUGAAAGCAGCCAAUCAGAUCAAAGGGAUYGUUUGGGAUAACAUUAAGGAAUUCGGGGAUAAGCAUCCCACGCAAAAUUCCACAGAGCAGGAGGUUGAACUGAGUGCGCCCAGUGCACAGAAGCUGUCCUCUGACCUUCGACCUCUGAUGUUCUGGAUGUCCAAUGCCACAGAGCUCCUCAACUUCUUCCAGGUCAAAGCUGAGGCCAUGGAGAGAGACUGGGAGUUUGAGGCUCCUGGUGACCCAGUGUUGUCAGCUGACCUGGACACCUGCUCCGAGGCCCUGGCGCAGCUUGAUGACGUGAUAAUGCACACCUUCCAACAGUGCGUGUACCACCUCACAAAGACGCUGUACUCCCUCCUCCCAGCUCUCCUGGACAACAACCCUUUCUCCAGCCUGGAGAAAGAGAAGGAGAGAGAUGAGGCAAGGGAGAUGGAUGGGGGUGAGGGUGGUGGAGGGGAGGGAGAGGGGGAUGACGUGUCCUCCCUCCCCCCUACGGUGGCUGGGCUGGUGGAGGUGUACCGCUGCUCCCUGAUGCUGUCCCGGGAGGCCUGCCUCUCCCCCCCACUCACCUCCCAAACCUUCGGCUACCUCUUCUUCUUCACCAACACCUCCCUGCUCAACACACUGCUGGAGAGAGAUGGUCUGUUCUCCUGGUCUAGAGCGGUCCAGAUCCGUACAAACCUGGACCUGGUUCUGGACUGGCUGCAGGGCGCGGGACUUGGAGAUAUCGCCUCUGAGUUCCUGAAGAAGCUGUCCGUCACAGUCAAUUUCCUGUGCGUCCCUAAGACCCGCCUCAUCCAGUCAUCCUGGGCCAGCCUACAGGAGGACCACGCCUUGCUAAGCCCCACCCAGCUGUACCAUCUGCUGACCCAUUACAAGCUGGGACCGGCCAGAGCCCCACCGGCCUCCUGGGCCCCUCCCCCUGGGACGGAGCUCAGUGGUGACAUCUUCGAAAGUUUCCUGGACCACCCCCCUCUCAUCCUGCCAAAUGAGACACCUCAGCUGGACCUCUCCCAGCCAAUCCCCAGCCCCGAGCUACAAAAGGAAGUGACACGCCUGCGCAACUUCCUGUGGGGACUCGACCAAGAUGAGCUGCCAGCCAAUCAGAGGACCAGGCUGUGAGCGCUGGAAAGUUAAUCUCUGGGUAGAAGCUACCCUUAGGCACAGUUCUAGGAUCCGUUCACCAUCCGCUUUAACCAUGAAGGGGGAAAGACACAAAACUGACCCUUGAUCAGCAUCUAGGGGCAACCUCAUCCAUCUCAGGCAACUUUGAUAUUAACACUAUAUUGAACCCUCUAUCGUAAGGCAGAUGCAAUGGAUAGGAAUGGCAACUGGUGUGAGGAAUGGCAACUGGUGUGAGGAAUGGCAACUGUCAAAAGAAAGUCAUAACACAAUGUAAUAGUUAUCUAACCGUAAGACA
Molecule: messenger RNA, 3380 nt
Organism: Salvelinus sp. IW2-2015
Lineage: Eukaryota; Metazoa; Chordata; Actinopteri; Salmoniformes; Salmonidae
Gene: rasip1
Product: Ras interacting protein 1
Biological process (GO): signal transduction; regulation of GTPase activity; negative regulation of Rho protein signal transduction
Cellular component (GO): cell-cell junction
Molecular function (GO): GTPase binding
Source: RefSeq, a predicted model, not a curated record